GUGGAUCGUAUCGAAACGGAAAUUUGGAAGCCCGACACAUCGAGGAAUUCCAUCUAGCCCACCAGACUAAAAGCCAAAAACAAGAGGAGCUUCUUCUAGAAACCCCAUUAAAAGCAAAAGUGUUGCGAAUUCGCGGUGUCCAAAGGCCAAACAAAAAGCAGCCAUCACCACUUUCCGGACCAGAUUGAUCCGUAAUAAUAUUCCACCAAUCUGCAAGAUCCCAGCCAAAAUCCGGAAACCGCCAAUAAAGCGAAACCCAGUGCAAUCAUGACGGACGUAUCGCACGAAUUGGGAGCCCUGCGCUUCGUGGUGGACUCGCCACUGUCCUCCAAGGUAGCCAUGUUCAACAACCAGGCAACGCAACACAAGCAGUCCCAGCUGCUGAAUCCCUUUUCCCAGGACGGACGCGCCUCCUCGCCAAAGCCGACUUUCUCAAAGGACCAGUAUGGAAAACCACUAGCCGGCAGCCUCACUGAGAUGCGUGGGCAAAAGGCCAACAUUCAUGUGAUGAAGGAAAUGCUGGAGCUGUGCCAGAUCAUCAAUUCGGAGGGCUACGACGUCAAGGAUGAGCCCACCAUGCGCGUCAUUCCCUUUGGGGAGCUGUUCAAUAUCUACAACUAUAUAUCAGACAAGGUGGUGGGCAUCCUGUUGCGCGCCCGCAAACAUAAGUUGGUUGAUUUUGAGGGAGAGAUGCUGUACCAGAGAAGGGACGACAAUGUUCCUGUGUUCCUACUGAAACCCAUUAAAGAAAUACGCACCGAGAUGGAGGCCAAGAUUGAGGACAUUAAAAGAGCGGCCAGUCCGGCACCUCCGCAGUCCACAUCGGUUUUAAUGGAUCGUAAUGCUCAUGAGCAGAAUUUGAAAUCCAGGACUCCCUCGCCGGCGGUGGGCAAGUCUGUCAAGGCCAAGUCAGCGUCGCCAUCGCCGGCGCCUAAAGCUCCUGCUGUAGUAGCCACGCCUGUUGUAGACGCGCCUGUGGAUGCUUCCCCAUCUGCAUCCUCUCCUGUGGCAGCUCCUGUUCUUUCUGUAGAACCCACUCAAGCAGCUGUACCUGCACCUGUAGAAGCUCCAGUUCCAGCUCCAGCUGAAGCCACAACUCCAGCUUCCAUUGAAAUCAAGCCAGUUGAGUCAGAAGUAUCUGAAUCAGCGCCUGUGGCUGUGAUAUCAACAGAAGCACCACCCGCAGAGGAAAUCACACCUACCAUCAGCCAAACACAAACGGAGGUGGCUCCUCUAGUUUCAUCCGCAGGGACUGAUGAUUUGCCCACAAUUGUGAUUGAAGCCUCCGCCGAGUUUGUGCGCACCGUCAGCGUGGAACAGCUGGCGCCCAGCCCGGAAACAAGCAGCCAAUCCUUGCCAGACGAAGCCCAGUCCCAACCAGAGUCUACGGCCGCUUAAGGCUGGGGGAGUUUGACGGCUAGGACGAAAGAAACAUCCCCUGGAAUCGUUUAAAAGAAACUCUCGCAACUACUAAAGCGGCAGCUUUAAAUUGCAGUAGCUUAGUUUACGGCGUACUUAGUUUAAUUUACAAUUAGAGCAACACAACACUGAAGACAGAAACGAGAGCGACUAUUUAUUUAUUAUUAUUAUAUGUAUAUCAUUAAUGGACGACCAAAGGAGCCAGUUUCCUCAAUUUUUUAAUCAUUACUCUUUGGAAAUUAACUAAAGUUUUCCACUCACAAAGUUGGGAUAACGCUAUAAAAUAUGAAUAAAAUGAAUACAAUUACAUUAAAACAGUA
Drosophila eugracilis is the source of this 1739-nucleotide messenger RNA. RefSeq names its product flocculation protein FLO11. The transcript is spliced from 4 exons. The record is from RefSeq and is a predicted model, not a curated record. Gene Ontology annotation, biological process: positive regulation of Rho protein signal transduction. The coding region runs from base 268 to 1398 and encodes 376 amino acids. Gene Ontology annotation, molecular function: actin binding. NCBI's taxonomy places the organism in Eukaryota, Metazoa, Arthropoda, Insecta, Diptera, Drosophilidae.